AUGUCGCAAAAGAGUAAAAACAAGAUAGCAUCCUCACCUGAAAAGUCUCCAAGCUCAGCAGGUGAGCGCAGUGAAGGAAUGUUAAACUACCUACUCAACUUCGAUAAGCAAGGUCCCACUAUAGCUAAUGAAGAAAAUAAUGACGUCAAUUACCGCAAAAACAUAAAAGUCCAUAUCUACCAGGCCAGAGAAGAUAAAAUAAGGCUACCCCAAAACUAUGGUAGUGAUGAGGAUGAUUUCUUUAAUAACUAUGAAGAGGAGAAUAUCAAAAAAGAAGAUGUCUAUAGUCCGGCAAUAUACCUAACAACUUUAGAGGAAAUUCCAACCCCUGAGGAGCCUAUGAAAGAGAUUCCAAGAAAUAAAAAUCACUCUCAGAACCCAGAAAACCCAGGUUAUAACACUGAAGAAAAUGAAAAAUAUUGGACCGAAAAGGAAAAUUAUUACUGCAAUACCGUCAAUGAAUGGUUAGAAGAUGAAAAAACCCUAAUAUUCAAAGAACCUGGUAAAGCAAAUAGAGCAAAAUUUACAAAAAAACAACUAAAGCUGCCCUACUGGAAACUCCAUCAUGAACAAACUCAGGCAGCACAAAUUCCUACUGUAUAUGAGAAAGAUAUAAAUCCCACUAGUUGUAAGAACUUAAAUGAAUUCGUAUCAUGGAGAACUAGAGACAGAAGUUAUGCCGAAACUGAAAAAUUUUGGGCAAGUAUUGGAAAUUACUACUAUGACUCAGAAGUAGAUGAUAUGAAUGACGAUGAUGACAAUAAAUAUGAAACAGAUGAAGAAGAAACCCAGGAUGAAUAUGGUAAAGAGCCCAUAACCACCUCUAAUGAAUACUGGCAAGACUCUUAUGAAGAGGCACCAAAUACCCAAGAAAUGUAUGACCUCGAGAGAAUGAAAGAAUUUAAUACUAAUGACUAUAAAACUGUAAGACCAAACAUACCUCCAAGUGAUCAAGAAUUCUGCGAAACCUGGACGAUCAUCCAACAGAUAUACAAAUUAGAAAAUGAUCUACCACAAGCCCGAGACCAAGCCCUUAGGAAAAUUAAAACCCAGCAACAAAAACAAAAGGAAAAUUAUGACUGUUAUUUAAAAGCCACCCCAACUUCAGUAUUGGUGACAAGGUAUUCACUCAUGAUGCAAAGAGAAUGA
Molecule: messenger RNA, 1149 nt
Organism: Cetraspora pellucida
Lineage: Eukaryota; Fungi; Glomeromycota; Glomeromycetes; Diversisporales; Gigasporaceae
Source: the annotation of a GenBank genome assembly